Penicillium cataractarum is the source of this 1752-nucleotide messenger RNA. RefSeq names its product mitochondrial-processing protease subunit alpha. Gene Ontology annotation, molecular function: metalloendopeptidase activity; metal ion binding. Gene Ontology annotation, cellular component: mitochondrion. NCBI's taxonomy places the organism in Eukaryota, Fungi, Ascomycota, Eurotiomycetes, Eurotiales, Aspergillaceae. The transcript has 2 exons. The coding region runs from base 1 to 1752 and encodes 583 amino acids. The record is from RefSeq and is a predicted model, not a curated record.
AUGCGCCGCUCUGCAUUGCGGGCCAUCGAGUCCGCGAAGCCUCUCUCAAGAGCUCCUCGCUCCGUGUCGAGAAGCUUCGCUACUCUGAAUGACUCGGCCAAGGACCCCGUCGACCUUGAUCAGAUCACCACACUCCCUAAUGGAAUUCGAGUUGCCACAGAAUCAUUACCCGGUCCCUUCGCAGGUGUCGGAGUUUACGUCGACGCCGGAUCUCGUUAUGAAGAUGCCAGCCUUCGCGGUGUCAGCCACAUCAUGGACAGACUUGCUUUCAAGUCGACCAAAACGCGCACGGCAGAUGAAAUGCUGGAGGUUCUCGAGUCGCUAGGCGGUAACAUUCAAUGCGCAUCGUCUCGCGAGUCGCUGAUGUACCAGUCUGCCAGUUUCAACUCGGCAGUCCCCACAACCCUCGGUCUGCUGGCGGAGACGAUUCGGGAUCCUCUAAUCACUGAGGAUGAGGUGCUUCAACAACUUGCCACGGCAGAGUAUGAAAUUGGCGAGAUUUGGGCAAAGCCGGAGUUGAUCCUGCCGGAGCUGGUCCACAUGACUGCCUUCAAGGAUAACACUCUCGGUAACCCGUUGCUUUGCCCAAGUGAGAGGCUGGGUGAGAUUAACAAGGCGGUUGUCGAGCGAUAUCGUGAGGUGUUCUUCAACCCGGACCGCAUGGUCGUCGCUUUUGCCGGCGUGUCUCAUGCGGAGGCCGUCAAGCUCACCGAGCAGUACUUUGGAGAUAUGAAGGCGAGAGGGACGGGCAAGGGCCCCGUGCUAUCAGGAACUGGAAUCGACACCACAUUAUCAAACUCCCCCUCUGUCGCUAGCGAGGGCCAGGUGCCUACCGUUCCUCAAUUCACCCCCUCAUCGACCACGACCAGCCCGGCCGCUUCGCAGCAAACUCAGUCCUCCCUCCUGUCGAAGCUUCCAUUCCUCAAGAACCUCUCCUCCGCAAACAAGAAGGCCACCGUCGAGCCCCUACACCCGUCUUUGAUCGAGCCAUCGGCUCUGGAUCUCCGCAGACCCGCUCACUAUACCGGUGGAUUCAUCGCCCUCCCUCCUAUCCCACCCCCAGCCAACCCCAUGUUGCCACGACUGAGCCACAUCCACCUUGCCUUCGAGGCACUCCCCAUCUCCUCUCCCGAUAUCUACGCCCUCGCUACCCUCCAGACGUUGCUUGGUGGCGGUGGUUCCUUCUCCGCUGGCGGUCCCGGCAAGGGUAUGUACUCGCGCCUCUAUACCAACGUUCUGAACCAGCACGGUUGGGUGGAGAGCUGCGUGGCCUUCAACCACAGCUACACCGACAGCGGUAUCUUCGGUAUAUCCGCGUCGUGCAGUCCCACCCGGACCGCCGAUAUGCUUGAGGUGAUGUGCCGCGAGCUGCAGUCUCUGACUCUGGACACCGGCUACACUGCCCUGCAGACCCAGGAGGUCAACCGGGCGAAGAACCAGCUCCGGUCAUCGUUGCUCAUGAACCUCGAGUCCCGCAUGGUGGAACUUGAGGAUCUCGGCCGUCAGGUGCAAGUCCACGGUCGUAAGGUCGGCGUUCGUGAGAUGUGCGACCAGAUUGAGGCCCUGACUGUCGAGGAUCUGCGCCGUGUGGCUCGCCAGGUCUUUGGUGGCAAUGUCCAGAACAAUGGCCAGGGCACCGGCAAGCCCACGGUUGUGCUCCAGGAGGGCGAGCUGGAGGGCUACAAGCUCCGGUCAUUCCCGUGGGAGGAGAUCCAAGAGCGUAUUUCUCGUUGGAAGCUCGGUCGGCGAUAA